GCUGUCAGUUAUAGCUUUUAGGGGAAAAAAAUCCGGUAUCGGUAUCGGCAGAUCACACUAACAAAAAAAUCAGAAAUCAGAAUUGGCCAAGAAAAUUGCAAUCGGUGCAUCUCUAUCAAAGAACAAACUUUGUUUGCUGGAGCUGUCCAUGUGUGUGUUUCUUUACAAAAUUACAUUGCCAUCUACUGGCCUGGCAGCAUAAUGCAGUGUUUUUAUACGUUUUCAUGGAUCUGUGUUAAAAAGGGACAGUAUUGACAUUGUUUUCAUCUGUGCACAAAUAUUUUAGUCUUUUAUUUUUCAAACAUAUCCAAUUGAUUUUCAUCUUUAAAAUUAUUUGAUUUUAGGCCUGAUGAAAAUGAAAGAAGAAAGACAAGAUAUGAAUGAAGUGGAGGAGAAACAUCAGGAUCAGAAAGAUCAUGAUCUCAAUGGAGAAAAAUCAGUGAGUUGCAGCAUUAAAAACACAGAAAUCAAAAGUCCUUUCAGCUGCUCUCAGUGUGAAAAAACAUUCACAUGUAACAAAAAUCUUAAGUGUCACAUGGUAAUUCAUACUGGGAUAAAGGCUUCCAGCUGCUCUCAGUGUGGAAAGACUUUUACAAAGAAAAGACACCUUAAAAAUCAUUUGGUAACUCACUCUUCAGAAAAGCCUUUCUUCUGCUCUCAGUGUGGAAAGAGUUUUACACAUAAAUUAAGCCUUAAGAAUCACAUGUUAAUUCAUACUGGGAUAAAGCCUUUCUCCUGCUCUCAGUGUGGAAAGAGUUUUACACAGAAAUCAAGCCUUAAGAAGCACAUGGUAGUUCAUACUGGGAUAAAGGCUUUCACCUGCUCUCAGUGUGGAAAGAGUUUUACACAGAAAUCAAGCCUUAAGGAUCACAUGUUACUUCAUACUGGGAUAAAGCCUUUCUCCUGCUCUCAGUGUGGAAAGAGUUUUACACAUAAAUCAAGCCUUAAGAAUCACAUGUUUAUUCACACUGGGAUAAAGUCUUUCAUCUGCUCUCAGUGUGGAAAGAGUUUUGCAUAUGAAUCAAACCUUAAGAAGCACAUGUUACUUCAUACUGGGAUAAAGUCUUUCUCCUGCUCUCAGUGUGGAAAGAGUUUUACACAUAAAUCAAGCCUUAAGGAUCACAUGUUAAUUCAUACUGGGAUAAAGUCUUUCUCCUGCUCUCAGUGUGGGGCAGAAAGGAUGCGGUUGCAUUUUCCAAUAGACUUGGGAGAUGAAACCGCAACCAAGCUGUGUUCAUGCUUGCAGGUGGUCCUUGGUUCGAGCCGGAUUGAGAGCAAGAUUAAACCAAUAAUGGACAAAGCACAACCCAGUGACGCUCUGAGACAACCCUCCAAACUCGACGCAAGACUAAUCGGCCUACACAUCUGGAUGAUUAUGAUUGUUGGCUACCAACCUUCAAGUGACCCUCCUCCAAAAGCUUCUCUCAUUGUCCUUAGUCAGAGGCCCGAAGGCAGCUCGGAGGAAAACGUCACACAGUGGUGUCAGCUCUCACUCCAGGACAAUGUAGGCGUUCCAUUACUUCAGACUGGCGUCUAUGUCCCGCACCCAGAGCUCUCUAGCGUCCAGAGCUGCUAUGUUGAGAGGAGAAGAUUACAACUGAGAGACAAGUAUCGAGUGACAGUCUACGGCAGCAAGUAG
Messenger RNA from Cyprinus carpio (common carp), 1639 nucleotides. Its product is annotated as gastrula zinc finger protein XlCGF26.1-like. The transcript is spliced from 4 exons. Bases 350 to 1639 code for a protein of 429 amino acids. Lineage: Eukaryota; Metazoa; Chordata; Actinopteri; Cypriniformes; Cyprinidae. The record is from RefSeq and is a predicted model, not a curated record.